AUGUCGACGACGGCGGGGUACCUGGCGCGGCGCGCGGGGCAGAAGGAGCGGGUGCGGCUGCUCUACCGCCGCGCGCUCAAGGACACCCUCAACUGGGCCGUCCACCGCCACCUCUUCUACCAGGACGCGUCCGAGCUCAGGGACAAGUUCGAGGCCAACAGAAAUGUGGAGAACCUGGACGUGAUCGAUAGGCUCAUCGAGGACGCGGAGGCGCAGCAGAGGAACUUCCAGCACCCGGAUCCUUACAUUGUUCCAUGGGCUCCUGGUGGCACUAAAUUCACAAGGAACCCUCCUCCACCUGAAGGGGUAAGAACAUAUAUGAAAUUUAUUUAA
Messenger RNA from Triticum turgidum subsp. durum (durum wheat), 333 nucleotides. Lineage: Eukaryota; Viridiplantae; Streptophyta; Magnoliopsida; Poales; Poaceae. The record is from the annotation of a GenBank genome assembly.